AUGGUUGUUCUUGAGAAGUGUAUAAUCAAAAGUCAUAUUAAUAUUACUUCUGUAGGAGGAGCUAAGGCAUUCCAAUUAUCCUUCAAACUUAAAUUUGCUACUGUGAUAAGUGAUUAUGGAUUUCAAGUUGGUAAUACUAAUGUCAUAUUUCAAUCCUAG
Messenger RNA from Entrophospora sp. SA101, 159 nucleotides. NCBI's taxonomy places the organism in Eukaryota, Fungi, Glomeromycota, Glomeromycetes, Entrophosporales, Entrophosporaceae. The record is from the annotation of a GenBank genome assembly.